Messenger RNA from Melanaphis sacchari, 943 nucleotides. RefSeq names its product rhodanese domain-containing protein CG4456-like. The record is from RefSeq and is a predicted model, not a curated record. Gene Ontology annotation, cellular component: mitochondrion. Gene Ontology annotation, molecular function: thiosulfate-cyanide sulfurtransferase activity. The coding region runs from base 242 to 592 and encodes 116 amino acids. Lineage: Eukaryota; Metazoa; Arthropoda; Insecta; Hemiptera; Aphididae. The transcript is spliced from 3 exons.
GGUCGUUAGUUGUCACUACGUCAUUAAAUUAUCGUCAGUUUAUACGCGUGUAUAAAAAAUCGGGCGAGUGUACCUACAUAUUUUAUAACAAUUGUGAAACAUUAUGUUCUAAGAAAGCUGAUGCCACACCGAAAUACCUGUUAUACCUAAACAUACAUCACCACUCGUCUCUUUAAUAUAAUAUAGUUCAUCGAUCGAGUAUAGUUACAAUUUAAUUAUUUAUAUCAAUCGUUCAAUCACAAUGUCGGUCUAUGAAAACGUAGACUACAAUGGCUUGUUGGCGAAAAUGGACCAAAAAUCGUUUGUGAUCGAUGUCCGUGAACGUCACGAGCUUGCUGCGACUGGAUCGUUACCCAACAGUAUAAACGUUCCACUCGGUGAGUUGGAAAACGAUUUGAACCUGCCCGAUGACGUAUUCAAUGAAAAACAUCAAGUGCCUAAACCCGACAAAGAUAACGAAAUCGUAUUCUCCUGUGCUCGGGGAAAUAGAAGUCGUCGUGCAGCUGAAAUUGCUUUCAAACUAGAUUACAAAAAGUUAUUUAAUUACACAGGUGGUUGGACUGAAUGGUCGGUGAAACAUCUAAGUACAUAAGAUUAUUUAAAACUUGGAAACAAUCAAGUGAAGUACUAAAUAAGUACCUAGUACAUAUUAUAUUAUAUGUAUCUACUACACGUGUGAUAAGUGACAAUAAUUGGCGAAAUGUAAUAUUUAAAUCAUAAUAAUUUAGCAGUAAUUGCAUACUACAAUGGCCACAAAUAUUAAUUACAAUUUUAAGGGAGUUGGGAAUCUAAUAGUUAUUACUUAUUAGGUAGGUACUAUCUACCAAUACUGUAUCAUAUUUUUUAUGUCUCAAUUUCUGUUUAUCUUCUUGGUGUGUUUUAUCUUUUUAAAUACACCUAAUCAUUUUAAUACCAAAUGGCUAAUACUUAUACAUAAUUUUAU